CAAAUGUAGGGAAUUCAUUAUCGAUCUAUACCGUAAAAUUUAUCAUUUUGAUAUAAAAAGCGUGCUUUCGCUGUUGAUAUUUCGUAGCAGAUCUAUUUUGCAGCGUUGCCCUUAAGACCGUAACUGGUUUGCUUGGGUAUAAUGAGUCGGAAUCGUGGAAAUUUCAGCUUUCAGAUGCGUCGCACCGGACCGCAUCGGCCGAAUCAACAGCAGCAGCAACAUUCUAAAGAUCAAAACCGAAGUUAUUCUUUGAAUGCUGUGCCCCCUCCCAGUUCGCUGUGCGGGAGGUCAUCCGGUGUUCCGCCACCAAAGUCGUACAACCAAGGUCCUGGAAUAUCGAAGCAUGGUUACCAUACUAUAGAAUCGAUUCAUCAGUAUUCGAAUCCAUCCCAAUAUUCAGUCGGAAAGCGUCGUGGCCGUACGGAAGAUGAGUACUUUGAAGAAGAAGAUGAACCAAUUGGACAACAGCUGGAAUAUAUUCCCGCACCCGGUUCGCCUUCAGCUGCAGAUUCGAGCGAAAAAAAGAAAGGCUCAUCAGAUGACGACGAUGACGAUGAAGAAGACCCACUGGAUGCGUUUAUGGCCGGUAUCGAGGAGCAGGUGAAGUUGGAGAAUAAAAAGAUCCCGCAGCCGAACGUCGAUCCGAAAAAGGGGACUCGAGGUGACAUUGACGACGAAGACGACGAAGAAAGUUACUAUCGAUACAUGAAGGAAAAUCCAAAUGCUGGGGUUUUAGAUGAAGGCUCCGAUGCGGAACUUGAGUACGAUGAAGAUGGUAAUCCUAUCCCACCACCGAGAAGACGAGAAAUUGAUCCACUUCCAGCGAUUGACCAUUCGGAAAUAGACUAUGCAAGGUUCGAAAAGAAUUUCUACAUCCCCCAUGAGGACAUCGUCAACCUUUCACAUGCCAAAGUGCAAGAGUUACGCCAAACGCUGGGAGUUAAAGUAAGUGGACCCUUACCACCGCAUCCGGUCACGAGUUUUGCACACUUUGGCUUCGACGAAUCGCUGAUGAAAGCGAUAAGAAAAUCGGAGUACAGUCAGCCUACACCGAUCCAAGCGCAAGCCAUUCCGGCGGCACUGAGUGGGCGCGACAUAAUUGGCAUAGCGAAGACUGGUAGCGGUAAAACGGCAGCUUUUCUAUGGCCCAUGCUAGUGCAUAUCAUGGACCAGCGAGAGCUCGGACCAGGAGAUGGUCCGAUUGGAUUGAUUCUGGCACCAACACGAGAAUUGUCACUGCAGAUCUACGGAGAAGCGAAGAAGUUCGGAAAAGUGUACAAUAUAAGCGUCUGCUGUUGUUAUGGCGGUGGGUCAAAGUGGGAGCAGAGCAAAGCGCUUGAACAAGGUGCCGAAAUUGUUGUUGCCACCCCAGGGCGUAUGAUUGAUAUGGUUAAGAUGAAGGCUACAAAUCUACAGCGCGUCACCUACCUAGUUCUAGAUGAGGCAGACAAGAUGUUCAAUAUGGGCUUUGAACCGCAAGUUCGUUCCAUCUGCAACCACGUGCGUCCGGAUCGGCAAACGUUGCUGUUUAGUGCCACAUUCAAGAAACGCGUGGAGAAACUUGCUCGCGACGUCCUGACGGACCCUGUGCGUAUCAUCCAUGGUGACCUAGGAGAAGCCAACUCUGACGUAACGCAACGCAUUAUGCUGCUGCCGAAUGUGCAGAGUAAAUGGAACUGGCUGCUAACAAACCUGGUGCAGUUGCUUUCCGAGGGAAGUGUGUUGAUAUUCGUAACGAAGAAGGCAGAUGCCGAACAGGUGGCAAACAAUCUGCGCCUAAAGGAAAACGAUGUCGUUCUUCUCCAUGGUGAUAUGGAUCAAUCGGAGCGUAAUUCGGUCAUAACACGGUUCAAACGCAGGGAUGUAGACAUUAUGGUCGCUACCGAUGUCGCUGCUCGUGGGUUGGACAUUCCGCAUAUUCGGACCGUCGUGAAUUACGACAUCGCACGAGACAUCGAUACGCACACACACCGUAUUGGGCGUACAGGACGCGCCGGUGAAAAAGGUACAGCCUACACACUGAUCACCGACAAGGACAAAGAGUUUUCCGGCCAUUUAGUUCGCAAUCUGGAAGGUGCUAACCAGGAAGUACCCGACGAUCUCAUGAAGUUGGCUAUGCAAAGCUCCUGGUUCCGGAACAGUCGCUUCAAGCAAGCUAAUAAGGGUAAAAAUUUGAAUGUCGGCGGCGCAGGUUUGGGCUUCCGUCAACGACCCGUCCAUCGAGGUCCAUUAAGUCGCCCAUCCGAUGGAUCGGCGUCAGGAUCAUCGACCGAGGACUCCGCAGGCAUACCAGCGCCGGGUUCGUCCAAAGGUCCAGCAACAGAUCGUUUGUCAGCCAUGCGUGAAACUUUUCGCGCUCACUAUAACGCACAGUUCAAAGCGUCCACCGAUCGGACGUGGGAGAACACUGUACCGGAGGGAGGCGUGUUUGCUAAACCGGCCCUGCCCGGAAUGGUACCACCUAGUGGUAACAACUCCGAUGAACAAUCGUCAUCCGAUUCAGCCAACAAUGACUCGGCUCCACGAAAGAAAAGAAGCAGAUGGAACUAAAUUUAUUCGUUCAUCUAGCAAACAAUGAGCAUGAAAAUAUUCUUGACUUAAAUUGAUUUAAAUAAAUCUCUACCCUCAU
This is a messenger RNA of Anopheles coustani, 2629 nucleotides long. RefSeq names its product ATP-dependent RNA helicase DDX42. The coding region runs from base 142 to 2550 and encodes 802 amino acids. The transcript is spliced from 4 exons. NCBI's taxonomy places the organism in Eukaryota, Metazoa, Arthropoda, Insecta, Diptera, Culicidae. The record is from RefSeq and is a predicted model, not a curated record. Gene Ontology annotation, molecular function: RNA binding; RNA helicase activity; ATP binding.